AUGUCGUCAGAUUUGUCGGAUUUGAGCGAUUCCGCUAUUCUCGGCAGGAACGCUUCAAACGUCAAGCUUAAUUUUCCAAGAACUUGGAUCAUGGCUGUACCUUCCUUCUAUUCAUUCUUCUUCUUGGGAACGUACAGUACCUUCUUGGCCACCCACUUCUCGGUCAGAGCUCGUGCUCUAGCUGCCUUCUUAGGUCCCACCGGGGCUGUCUGUACCGCUCUGCUGUUCGGUCGAUUCCUCGACAGCAAAAGGAUCUCACAAAAGGUCAAGAUCUGGCUAGGUAUGACUUUGGUACUCGUUCCACAACUCGCAAGUUUCAUCUGGGUCGGUAUCGAGUGGAACAAGUAUCCGAAUACAGUCGCCUUGGAUUAUGAUUUGAGUCGAUCAACAGCAUACCUCGGUCAACUGCUCAUGCACUGUUUUGGAUUCUGUUUCCAAGUCUAUCUAUAUUGGAACUUGGCUACUUUCUCGAACGUUCUCAAAGCAGCUUCCAGAAUCGGUGGUACUUUCCGUGCAUUCGAAUGUGCCGGUCAAGCCACUUCGUUCGGUCUGGUGUCUAAAUAUCCUAGAGCCCUCAGGACUUUUUACUUCAAUGCUUCUCUGUCUGUCCCAGCCACGAUCUUCUGA
Kwoniella botswanensis is the source of this 627-nucleotide messenger RNA. RefSeq lists its product as uncharacterized. NCBI's taxonomy places the organism in Eukaryota, Fungi, Basidiomycota, Tremellomycetes, Tremellales, Cryptococcaceae. The transcript has 4 exons. The record is from RefSeq and is a predicted model, not a curated record. The coding region runs from base 1 to 627 and encodes 208 amino acids.